GUCACCGCGUCACAUGACCACCACGUCCUCCAUCUUGUUUCUGUGACUAGAGAUCGUCGGACGACACCUUCGCAAAAAAACCUUCGGAAAAUGGUUUUAUAACCUCCACACAACGCCAUUUGCUCACCCGAGAACGACAACCACCAAGGCGUCCUCUCCCUGUAGUAGAAAAAUCUCAAGAUGGCGCUGAAGAAAGUUAAAGGGAGCCUUGAGCGCGUUUUUGACAAGAACCUGCACGAUUUGGUACGUGGCAUACGGAACCACAAAGAUGACGAGGCCAAGUUCAUCGCCCAGUGCAUUGAUGAGAUUAAACAGGAGCUGCGACAAGACAACAUUGCAGUCAAGGCAAAUGCCGUCGCCAAACUCACCUAUCUUCAAAUGCUGGGUUAUGACAUCAGCUGGGCUGCCUUUAAUGUCAUCGAGGUCAUGAGCUCCAACAAGUUCACGUUCAAGAGGAUUGGAUACCUUGCUGCGUCGCAGUCCUUCCAUGAGGAGACGGAGGUCCUGAUGCUGACCACCAACAUGAUCAGGAAGGACCUGAGCAGUCAGAACCAGUACGACGCCGCCAUCGCGCUCAAUGGACUCUCCUGCUUCAUGACCCCUGACCUGGCACGAGACCUGGCCAACGACGUCAUGACUCUGAUGACGUCCACCAGGCCAUACAUUAGGAAGAGGGCAGUCCUCAUCAUGUAUAAGAUCUUUCUCAAGUUCCCAGAAGCUUUGAGACCAGCCUUCCCAAGACUGAAGGAGAAACUAGAAGAUCCAGAUCCUGGUGUACAGUCAGCUGCUGUUAAUGUGAUCUGUGAACUGGCCAGGAAGAACCCUAAGAACUAUCUGUCCCUGGCACCUGUCUUCUUCAAACUCAUGACGUCCUCCACCAACAACUGGGUCCUUAUCAAGAUCAUCAAACUGUUUGGAGCGUUGACACCCCUGGAGCCCAGACUGGGAAAGAAGCUGAUAGAACCGCUCACCAACCUCAUUCACAGUACAUCGGCGAUGUCCCUACUGUAUGAGUGCAUCAACACAGUCAUAGCAGGCAUGCCAAACCACAACGCCUCUAUACAGCUGUGUGUGCAGAAGUUGCGAAUCCUGAUCGAAGACUCGGAUCAGAACUACGAGGGGACGUUCGGCGACAGCCAUGCUAGCGACGGGCAGGCCCAACAGUCCCUGGUUUCUGACGGGUCCCCGUCUUCCCAGCAAAGUGCCUCCAUGAAGUACCUGGGACUGCUGGCCAUGUCUAAGAUCCUGAAGACCCACCCCAAGUCUGUCCAGGCUCACAAGGACCUGAUCCUGCAGUGUCUGGACGAUAAGGACGAGUCCAUCCGUCUCAGGGCACUCGACCUGCUAUAUGGCAUGGUGUCUAAGAAGAACCUGAUGGAGAUCGUGCGUAAGUUGAUGAUUCACAUGGACAAGGCGGAGGGAUCCAUGUACCGGGACGAACUCCUGUCCAAGAUCGUACAGAUCUGCAGCCAGAAUAACUACCAGUACAUCACCAACUUUGAAUGGUAUGUGAGUGUGCUGGUAGAACUGACCAGGGUGGAGGGAACACGACAUGGCAGUGUCAUCGCCUCACAGAUGUUAGAUGUCGCCAUCAGAGUCAAGGCCAUCAGGGCAUUCGCUGUGGAACAGAUGGCCCAACUGUUGGAGAACUCCCACGUUGUGGCCAGCUCUGCCCAGAGGAAUGGGAUAUGUGAGGUCCUGUACGCCGCCGCAUGGAUAGCCGGCGAGUUCUCCGAGCACCUGAGAGACCCGCGGGGGACGUUAGAAGACAUGCUGCGACAGAAGGUCACGUCUCUUCCCGGCCACAUCCAGGCCGUGUUUGUACAGAACAUCAUGAAGCUGUACGCCGCGAUCCUGGUUAAGUACGAGGAGGAUGGGGAUGCUGACGGGAUCCGGGAGGUCAGCGACCUGCUGGUGGAGAAACUGCCCAUGUUUGUGCAGAGCGGAGACCUCGAGGUCCAAGAGCGAGCAUGCUGCAUCCUCCAGCUGAUGAAGUAUGUGAAAAAGCUGCAGGACAAGGACGUCUCAUGUGCUGAUGAGGUGGCGGCCCUGUUUGCGGGAGAGUUGAACCCCGUGGCUCCAAAAGCCCAGAGGAAAGUGGCCGUCCCCGAGGGUCUGGAUCUGGACAAGUGGAUCAAUGAUCCGCCCUCAGAAAGUUCUGACGACGAAGGCCCGGCUAAUUCUCUCUUCAUUCCCGAUGACAGCAGGAUGAUGAAUGAAAGUCUGACCAGACAAGUAGAGGAACUGUCUGAUGAUGAACUGGAGAGGAGAAGGGAGGCCCGUCGAGCAGAAACCCAGAACAAUCCACACUAUCUCAAGUUAGGAGGACCAGCCAAGGGCUCCAAGUACCAGGAGGUGGUGAACGUAGAAGACAUUCCUGUGGCUAACAUCGACCUCAGUGUCCCUCUGUAUGUGCCGGCCACAGAAAAUUUCCUUGAAACUGAAAGCACAAAGAGAUUGUCAGACAAGUACCUGGAGGCAGAGCGCCAGGCGAGAAAGCGGGAGAAGAAGAGACGUCACGGGAAGAAGAGCAAACGCCGCCACAAGUCAGAGUCUGAGGAGGACGUCCCAGUGGUCCACAAGGUGGACAUCAUGGGCGGAGAGAUGCCAGAGGGUGCAACAGAGUCAGGAGAUGAAGGAGACCAGGAGUUGGAUGACAAUGAUCCUCACAAGCUGCUGGACAUCGACUUGGACAGACCACUGGAGGAUGAUGAGAAACUCCCAGUCAGAACACACCGGAUCGUGUCGCCAUCUGCUGAGGACAGACCUGUGGAGGAGAAAAAAAAACACCACAGGAAAGACAAGGAGAAAGACAAGAAGAAAGAGAAAAAGGAAAAGAAGAAAAGUAAAAAGGAAAAGAAGAGGAACAAGUCCGGUGAUGACUCUGCCCACCCCAGCUUGUUGAUAGCUACAGAGUUGAUGUCCCCGGGUCACGAGGCCAUCCCCUCACCAGGUGAGGAGGAAGAAGCAGCAACACCUUCUGUACCUGUCAAGAAAGACUCAACACCUAAAAAGGAAGAACCUAAGGAUGACUUGGACUUCUGGCUUUCUGGCCAAGAUGCUCCGGUGGCAGUUGAGGUGACAGCACCUGAACCAGCAGCUGCUGCAGAUGUGGAUUCAGAUGCUGAGGACACCAGUAGGCACAAGAAGAAGAAGGCCAAGAAAGAAAAGAAGGAAAAGAAAGAGAAGAAGGAGAAAAAGGAGAAGAAAAAGAAAUCAAAGGUAGCAGAUGAGGAAGAAGAGGGUGGAAGAGAUGGUUUUGAAGAACUCACUAGUAGUGAUGCAGCUCCACUUCCUCCCAUGACGAGUUACAGACUUCUCGCGGAGGACUCCCACAUAAAGAUGACGUACGAGACCCGUGUCCAGCCCCAGCAGGGUCAGCAGCUCAUCGUGUCUGUCAUCUUCACCAGCCAGGCUCAGCACCAUCUCAAGUCACUGGAGUUCAACGUCAUGGACUCUCUCAACACCAAGAUGGACAGACUGCCUGGUGCUACAUCCCAUGAUGGGGUUCCUGUACCAUUCCAACUGCCACCUAAUUCUUUCAACGAAGGCCAGUUUGCGUUCCAAGUCCAAAGUAUUAACGUCCCCCAGAAGCUACGGGGAACGUUGACGUACACCAUCAAGACGGAGGAAAGUUCCACCAGUGAGAAGCUGGAUUUUAAGCUCUACCUGCCGUGUACUGCAUUCCUGGUUGCCACGCCCUGCUCAAGUGAUGCCUUUGCCCGACUGCUGCAAGGUGGAGACCUCAGCUCCAAAUACUCCAUAAAACUGUCCAACAGUGGAGCUCCCUUCUCACACCUCCUGGCUAAGGUCUGCUUCUACGGACACUUUGCAAUUGUAGAACAGAUUGACCAGAGUGCAUCCCUGUACAGCUGCUCUACACAAGGUCAUCACAUCUGUCUGCUCGUCAAGGCAAAUGGUGGAGGUGACAUCUCCAUCGAUGGGAAGAGUUCAGACGCCUCACUACUGUCCAAUGUCAUGGAGGAAAUCAAAGUCACUGCCUCAUAAUGGCACCAACAUGUCACAGCUCCAGGGUAUACAUAGCAAUGUCCACAACAAUAAAGGAUGAAAUCCUCUGCAUUACAGAAUAGAUCUACUUACAAUUCAGUCCAGUUCUAUCAUCUUAUUAACAAUCAGUGUGUGGGAUCAUGGUUCUGUUUCCUUUGGAAACAUUCUAUAAUCCGAACUUUUUCAUCUUUUUGGUAAAUCAAAAAGAUUUAAUGUUGGCCAUUGGAGUUCUCCACACGACUCCAUUUUGUGUCCAUGGUACGAACUUGCUCCCGAGGUGAAGUCACUAUGAUCAAGAGAAGUGUUGUCAUCCCUGUCUCAAGAUUGCCCAUUUUCAUGGGGUAGGGGGGCUGCACUGUAGCCCUAGAACUGUGAUAAUCGUGGAGGAACACAUCGAUAUGUCCCACUGAGGCUGUUGUGAUCUUGUACAUCCUUGUACUUUACCCUCAGAGCCUUCGCCUUCGAUCAGCACUGAGAUGCUGUGCUAUUGAAGUUGUGUUCCUUCACGGCCGUGGCAAUUUCUUCGUAUACCCCCAGGUUCCGAUGUGCACAAUCAAGCAGGUUUUCUCUGGAUCUCCCAAUUUCCCAAACACCCUGAAUUUCCAAGUUUUGCCAGUAUUCAAAGGAUUCUUGUAUCUUUCAAGGGCUUGCUUUUGAAAUGCCUAAAAGUAGCACCUGCUUUGACUAACCUCAUGCAGUGAUCUCACGUCAUAAACUUCAAUUUGUGCAUGGUGUUCAACGACGUUCUUGAUUUUGAAGCUUGGUGUCUGGCUCAUACUCUGUUAUGAUUUAUGUAUUUUUCAUUUGUGAUGGUGACCUGGUAACAAUAACACACAGAGUUUGGGAAGAAUUUCUUUUGAACUAUUUCUCGUGGAAAGGGAAAAGAGGCCUAUCCCCCCACCUUGAAUGCAUGGUGUACUGAAUGUAAGGGUAACUUGACCGGAUGUUAUGUCUUUUACAUACAAGUGCCAACUCCAGGGCUGCUAGAUAUGGCUUAGAUAGAUAACAGGAAGGAAAGCAAACUAUUAGAUUUAUAUAAUUGCAGAGGGUAAUUCUUGAAGACUGCAUAGCAUCUUACCUAGCUUUUACACUUGCAAAUUUAAUGAAUAUAAAUUACAAAAUGCACAUGGUACAAGCAAUGAUAGGCUUCCACUGCGUCCUACUAUGUGCACUAGAGUGUAUAUAAUGUAAAUGUAAUGAUUCAAUCCAGGAGAGAGAUGAAGAAUAAUAAAUAUUCAAGAGG
Molecule: messenger RNA, 5251 nt
Organism: Branchiostoma belcheri (Belcher's lancelet)
Lineage: Eukaryota; Metazoa; Chordata; Leptocardii; Amphioxiformes; Branchiostomatidae
Product: AP-3 complex subunit delta-1-like
Biological process (GO): synaptic vesicle membrane organization; Golgi to vacuole transport; anterograde synaptic vesicle transport
Cellular component (GO): terminal bouton; AP-3 adaptor complex; presynaptic endosome
Source: RefSeq, a predicted model, not a curated record